GACACAGAAGAACAUUUGGGCCUGUUUUUGAGUCUUUAGUAUGCUGUCCCAUUGGGUUUCUUCAUAUUCUCUGUUUAGUGGUCGCACAGGCUCUAAGGAAUUCACUGCUUCAGCAACUCAUUCGCACUUUCCUUCUCUCUCUUUCUUCCCGAACCGGAAAAUCAACUGUAUGGACGCCACUGGCUUGGAUUCCUAUGGCCGUGAAUUUAAGACUGCCGACGAAAUGUGGAGGGAACACGCGGGUGACCCUAGUAAGAAGACCCAGUGGUACCGCGACGGCGUCUCCUACUGGGAGGGUGUUAAUCCAACUAUGGAUGGGGUAUUGGGAGGGUUUGCAAAUGUGAAUGAGCCUGAUAUAAGUUGCAGUGAGGAUUUUUUGAAGAUUCUCCUAUCCGAACGUUUUCCUGCUGAUGCCAGACACCAACCGCUUGUUGUUCUUGAUUGUGGUUCUGGCAUUGGCAGAGUCACCAAAAAUCUUUUAAUAAGAUACUUCAAUGAGGUUGAUCUCCUGGAGCCAGUAUCACAAUUCUUAGAGACUGCACGCCAAACUUUGGCUCUGGGAUGUCAGACAAAUGCAGUGCACAAAGCUGUUAAUUUUUACUGUGUUCCUCUUCAGGAUUUUACACCAGAUGCUGGAAGAUAUGAUGUAAUAUGGAUUCAAUGGUGUAUUGGUCAUCUUACGGAUGAAGAUUUUGUUUCAUUUUUCAACAGAGCAAAGGUUGGCCUCAAACCAGGUGGAUUUUUCGUUCUGAAGGAGAAUAUUGCCAGAUCUGGAUUUGUGCUUGACAAUGAAGAUCGAAGCGUUACAAGAUCUGAUACGUACUUCAAAGAGUUAUUUUCACAAUGUGGAUUACAUGUUUACAGAUUAAAGGAUCAGAAAGGAUUUCCUGAAGAAUUAUUUGCUGUGAAGAUGUAUGCAUUAACUACAGACGCACCUAAAAGGGCUCUCCGUGCAAAAUCCAAAAGAUCAAUUAAUAGGCCUAGAACCAUUAUGUGAAUAUUCUCCAUAUUCACCCUCAACCAUUUUUCAUUCAAUUGAGAGAUGGUCCAUGUUGUAUGUAUAGUAGGCAUUCAUUUGUUGAGUCAAGCCACUGUAAUAGGCUAUGCAAAUUUUUAGUUCUCAGCUAUCAGAAAUUUAUGGAAAGGUGAAUUUUGAGUUUUAGUAAUACUACAAUGAACAAAUAAGAGACGAUUUUGCUAUCACCUGAUGGCAUUCCGUUUCUUAGUGCAUGACUACAUGUUUCGGAAUAUGAACACUUGGGUUAAUGGGCA
Messenger RNA from Vigna radiata var. radiata (mung bean), 1272 nucleotides. Its product is annotated as alpha N-terminal protein methyltransferase 1. The record is from RefSeq and is a predicted model, not a curated record. Gene Ontology annotation, biological process: N-terminal protein amino acid methylation. The coding region runs from base 41 to 997 and encodes 318 amino acids. The transcript is spliced from 8 exons. NCBI's taxonomy places the organism in Eukaryota, Viridiplantae, Streptophyta, Magnoliopsida, Fabales, Fabaceae. Gene Ontology annotation, molecular function: methyltransferase activity. Gene Ontology annotation, cellular component: cytoplasm.